Molecule: messenger RNA, 7871 nt
Organism: Anguilla rostrata (American eel)
Lineage: Eukaryota; Metazoa; Chordata; Actinopteri; Anguilliformes; Anguillidae
Product: GRB10-interacting GYF protein 1-like
Exons: 25
Coding region: 342-3419 (1025 amino acids)
Biological process (GO): insulin-like growth factor receptor signaling pathway
Cellular component (GO): cytosol
Molecular function (GO): protein binding
Source: RefSeq, a predicted model, not a curated record
AGUGGGCAGUGACCCCUAGAGCCCCGCCCUCAUCCCAAAAAUACAGGAAGCUGUAACUCACUUCUGGGGAGCCCCUCCCCCUCCCUCAGAUAAAACUACACCACUCAGCCUUUUAACCCACGCCUAACCUGGUCCGGCACGGUCCAGCACGUUUCAACAGGGUCCUCUCCCGGUCCAGCACAGCCCUAACGCAGUCCAGUUCGGCCCAGCACGGUCCGGCCCAGUCCAGCACAGUCCGGCCCAGUCCAGCUCGGUCCGGCCCAGUCCAGCACAGUCCGGCCCAUUCCAGCACGGUCCUUUCCUCUGGACGCAGAACGUCGCUGCUCUUUGGUUUGGGGAAUAUGACUGCUGAGACCCUUACCUUCGGCCCUGAAUGGCUCCGUGCUCUGUCCGGUGGGGGGAGUGUGACCUCCCCGCCCCCCUCCCCUGCCAUGCCGAAGUACAAGCUGGCCGAGUACCGCUACGGCCGCGAGGAGAUGCUGGCGCUUUACGUCAAAGACAACAAGAUCCCAGAGGAGAUACAGGAGUUCACAGCUGUGAUGCAGGAGGAGCCUCUGCUGCCUCUUGCUCUGAUUCCCCUGACUGAGGAGCAGCAGAGGAACUUCUCCAUGUCUGUGAACAGCGUGGCUGUGCUGAGGCUCAUGGGAAAAGGGGGCGCAGCCCUCUCCACGGGCGUGGCCCGUGGCCGCGGCAGCACGCGAGGAGGCAGAGGACGUGGUCGGGGCGACAACGGGUUUUACCAAAGAAGUGAGGAGGGGGAUGGGGUGUUCAUCCGUAGUCAGAGCUGGGAUGGCAGGGGAGAGAGGCGGUUUGAUAAGCCAGCCCGGCGGGAUGGGGUGCGGGCGGGGCUUGAGGAGGCGGGGCCUGUGGGGAGGAAGGACUACCCACGCUCAGACAGCGAUAACUGGCGCACCCUGAGAGAGGAGCAGGAGGAGGAGGAGGGGGCGGAGCCUGGAGGAGGCUGGAGACUGACUGGCUGCCGACGCGAUGAUGGAGGGCCACGGUCGGCUGGCUGGCGGGAGCAUGGCGGUUUGGGGGACGGGCGGCGCAGGAAGACUGAGUUUGAUUUUCGGGAGCACGGCGAGGGGGGGCGCAGACGGGCGGACUCAGAGGGGCUGGAGGACGAGCGGGACGACCUGCCCGAGUGGUGCACCGACGAGGAGGAUGGAGAGAUGGGCACCUUCGACUCCUCCGGGGCCUUCCUGCCUGUGAGGAAGGAAUCUAAGGAUGCUGUUCUGGAGGACCUGGAGUUUCAGGGGCUGGAGGAGGAGCAGGAGGAGCUGGAGGGAGGAAGGAAGGAGAGAAAUGAGGAGAGAGGUGUGAUGGAGGACUCGGUGGGGUCUGAGGAGGAGCCACAGUCUGUGCCCACCUCCUCCUCUGCAGCUGACUCUCAUCCCCCCCGAAACAAACUGGAGAGGCCCCCAAGCCCCGCCCCACGUCCUGCUAAUGGCAGCCAGCUGCCCAGUGAAGGGAACCUGCUAGCAAGAGCGACUGCCCCCCUGAGCCCAGCCACGCCCACCACCCUGGCCACACCCACCACCCUGCCCUCCCCGCCUCCCUCUUCCUCUGCUGCUACACGAGUCCCUCCACCAGGGGGCGACACCGAGGAUGAGGAGGGAAUGAAACACCUGCAGCAGGAGGCGGAGCGGAUGGUGGCCUCUCUGCAGGACUCCUCUCUGGAGGAGGAGAGCUUCACUCAGGCACUGCAGGAGAGCCUCAGCACCCGGACCCCGUCCCUGACCCAGGCCAGGACCCCGUCCCUGACCCAGACCCUAACCCAGACCAGGACCUCGUCCCUGACCCUGACCCAGACCCAGGCCAGGACCCCAUCUCUGACCCAGACCCAGACCCAGGCCAGGACUCCAACCGCUGCAGCCCUGCCUCUGUCGCAUGAAGCCGCCAUGAAGUGGUUCUACAAGGACCCACAGGGGGAGAUACAGGGGCCCUUCAGCACUCUGGAGAUGGCGGAGUGGUUCCAGGCGGGGUACUUCAGCAUGACCCUGCUGGUGAAGAGGGGGUGCGACGAGGGCUUCCAGCCCCUGGGCGACGUCAUCAAGAUGUGGGGGCGCGUGCCUUUCACCCCGGGACCCUCCCCGCCCCCCCUGCUGCCCCGCAGGCCCUCCCCGCCCCCCCUGCUGCCCCGCGGGCCUACGGGGAACAUGGAGUCUGAUAGGCUGAAGAAGCAGCAGGAGUUGGCGACUCUUUACCAACAGCUCCAGCAAGAGCAGCUGUUUCAGCUCAUCAACAGGUGUGGAGAUCAGGGCGUGAUGGGCUCCAUGAGCAGGUCGAUGUCGGUGCCGGAUACAGGACCCAUGUGGGACAUGCAUACCUCAGCAUCACAGCCAACAGGCGGUGAUGCCAGUUUAUGGGAUUUAAUGAAUUCCACUCAGGGGCCAACUCUGGAACAGCUGCAGAAGCUGCAGGAGAGGCGUGAUGCAGAACUCAGGGCGAAGCGGGAGGAGGAGAAGAGGAGGCAGCAGGAGGAGCAGAAACGACGUGAGGAAGAGGAGCUUUUCCGUCGCAAACAGCAGGAGUUGAUUAUGAAGCUGCUCCAGCAGAAUCAGCAGCAGAUGGCCACGCCCAGUCCAGGGUGGAGCUCUGCCCAGCUGCCCAAAGCCCUCAGCCUGGAGGCUGACAGACACCUGCACCAGCAACACAGAGCCCAGCACAGGGACAGGCAUGGCAGUCAGUCCUGGGGCAGGGAUGAGUGUGCGGGCUGUGGGAGGGGUUAUGGAGGGAAACGGCGGGCUGGAUGGCCUGUGGACGAAGCAGUGAAGAACCAGACCAGCCUUCGAACCCUCGGCCUGAAGACCAGCCGCAGCAGCCCCUCUCUCAGUGAGCAGUACAUGCCGAGUCGGAGGAGGCACACUGAGGAAGAGGAGAAGCUGAUGAAGCUGCUGCAGGGUCUGAAGUCGCAGGAUGGCUUCACCACCUGGUGUGAGCAGAUGCUGCACGCGCUCAACUCCUCCGCCAACAACAACUGCUCUUCCUCCGACGUGUCCUCCAUCGUGGCGUACCUGAAGGAGGUGGAGUCUCCGUACGAGGUGCAUGACUUCAUCCGCUCGUACCUGGGGGACACCGUGGAGGCCAAAGAGUUCGCCAAGCACUUCCUGGAGCGGCGGGCCAAACAACGCUCCAACCAGCAGAGACAGCUGCAGCAGCUCUCAAAGGAAGUAGCUGGCCUGACCGCGUCCUUCCCUCUGCAGGACUCAGUGCGAGGGUCGAGCUCUGGCACUCUGCAGUCUGUCUUCCAGGCAGCCCAUGCAGGGAAGGGCGGGGCAUACGAUCCCCAGGGUGGGAAGAUGAUAAAGAAACAGCCAAUGAUGUUGCACUCUGAUUCCAGCAUCUUAGGAUACUCGUUCCAUGGUGCGGGGGACCGGCUCAGUCUGAGUGAAAUGGAUCCGGUGGAGGAUUACUGAUCCACGGCAAUAGAUACCGAGGCCUUCCAAUGACCACUGUGCACUGCUGGAGGAGGGGCUGGGCCUGGCCCAGGGGAGGGGGCGGGGCCUGAUCCAGGAGGGGGGCGGAGUCUCAUCUUAAAGCUGUGUCUCCCCUGCGGGACAGGCUCCAGUGAGGUAACCCCCUUUUCUCUCCCAGGGUCUGGGGGGCGGGCGGGUGGACGGACUCUGGCACUUAUUACAAAAAGCACCUUAAACUUGAAGCACUUUAUUACUGGAGGAUUCUGUGAUUCUGCACACGUGUGCACGCACACACACUCAUACACACACACACAGACGACACACACACACACUACACUCACACACAACAACAAGAACUGGAAAGUUACUUUGAACUGAUGAGGGGUGGGGAGGUGAAGAUUUUUUUUUUUGUUUUUUGUUUUAGCAAAUCCUUUCUUGAAAAUCAAACACUGUUGUUUAUUUUCUAAACAUUUAUAUAAAAAAGUUAUAAAAAAAAAAAAGAAAUUUAAAAACUUGAAGAUUUGCACUUGUGUUUAAAAAAAAGACUAAAAUUGGGUGUAGAAAUGAAUAUUUUUGUGAAUUGCGUGCAUGAGUGAGUGCGUGCAUACAUGAGUGAGUGUGUAUAUCUGUGUGUUUUGGAAAUAUUAUCCUGCACAAUGUUUUCAUUGCUUACCAACAUGUAUGAAACAAGCUUAUCAUUCAUUGUCAUUUUGUUAUUGGAUGAAACUUGUGUUUUGAGAGGAAUGUGCCUGUGUGCGUGUGCAAGCAGCAGUGCUUGUAUGUUUUCACUGUUUUGCUGUUGAUACAUUUAUAUUUUGUGUAUACAUCACACGAAGUGAAAAGUAUUUUGGACUCGCAUUUUGAGUGUUCUUGAGCUGCUAUUUUUUUGUCUUUUUAUUUGCAUCCUUCAGAAGCGAGUUUUUAUUUUUAUAUUGAAUGUAUUCCAAGAAAAUUGAGGCAAGGCAGAAUUCUUCAGUAGGCAAAACGGCAAAAACCAUUUUUUUAAAAGAAGAAUUUAAAAAGCGCAAAAGGAUACAAAGUAUGCUGGAAGAAGAAACCAAUUUCAGUUUUUUAAAAAAGUAUGAAAAAGCAGAAAAAGGAAACGGACCUACUGCUGUCUCACUGCCUCGUCACUAUUUCCCAGAAUCCCAUGUUUACACUGAGGGGGCAGAGCUGAAUCCAAAAAUAUGAUUGACACUUAUUUUACUUUGAUGCUGUUGAUGGGUGUGGCUAAGGGACCCAUGGGACAGAACUGCUUUUUGUUUUUUUUAAUGUUUGACUGUCCAGUUUGAGGUUUUUUUUUUGUAUCUUUCUGGUUUUUCCUUCGACUCUGAAGGUGACCUCCCUUCACAGGAGCGCAGGACCGGACCUUUGUCUGUGCUUUGGGUACUUCUCCAGCUUGUGGAAGCGAUCUGCGCUUUAAAUGCAGUUUUGUUUUUUUCUUUCCUGGGUUGAAUGAGCCGCAGCGGGACGCUGUAGCCGAGCAGAAAAAGGGCGCGGGGCUUCAUGCUCGUUUUUUAUUUGGCUGUUUGCGAGGGGGGCUUUUAGGAUUACCCUCUCCCAGAAUGCACUUUGGCACCUCUGAAGCGGUAGCCAAGGACGUUCUCUGGUUGAUGUGGGUGGGGGGGUCGGGGGGAGGGGGGGUAGGGUGGGGGGGUCGGGGUCGGGGUUUUUAUUCAGCUGUUGUGAAAACUAAUGGUGCCUGAUGUACAAUUUAGGGAACUUCAUAUUUUAAUGAGUGUUCCUCACAAGUAACUCUUUACUGGAGCAGUUAAAGAAGGAAAAUGCCCCCCACCCCUCCUAAACUUCCUCUGCAAAAAAAAUCGGUGGAUUUAAACUUUUCAGCUGCACUCAGUUGCCUGAUCUGAGGAAAAUAAAUAUUUUUGGGACACUGGACUACAGAGGAGGCUGAACAAUUCCCAGGAACUACCAGAGCCUGGCUCUGACAUCACUUCCUGUGGAGAGGUUGGGGAGGAAUACUGCGGUUGGAGGUUUGGGACCGGGACAGAAAGGGAUCAUGGGCCAGAUCCAGGAGGACCUGCGACAGUGCCAGAGGCAUGCAUUACGAACUAGGAGACGGAUGUGCUGGACGUUAGAUUGACAGGCCUACCAGGGAUGAGGCGGGGCUCUGAACAUGGCCUCCCUGCUGGGGGCGGGGCUCUGAACGUGGCCUCCCUGCUGGGGGCGGGGCUCUGAACGUGGCCUCCCUGCUGGGGGCGGGGCUCUGAACGUGGCCUCCCUGCUGGGGGCGGGGCUCUGAACGUGGCCUCCCUGCUGGGGGCGGGGCUCUGAACGUGGCCUCCCUGCUGGGGGCGGGGCUCUGAACGUGGCCUCCCUGCUGGGGGCGGGGCUCUGAACUUGCCUGAAGGACUGGAGGGCGGGGACUGGAUCGUGGCCCCACCCACAUCAUUCUUCCAGCAGUCCUAUACCUGCCCUGGGACUCUGGGGCUAAUUUCUAUCCUUCAUUUGACCUGCCUUAACUGUACAGAGUAUACGCUACGGAGUAUACGCUACAGAGUAACUUUACAGAGUAUACCCUACAGAGUAACUUUACAGAGUAACUUUACAGAGUAUACCCUACAGAGUAACCAUAGAGAGUAUACGUUAACCGUACAGUGUAUACGCUAAUCAUACAGAGUAUACGCUAACCGUACAGUGUAUACGCUAAUCAUACAAAGCUUACUCUAACCGUACAGAGUACACGCUAACUGUACAGUGUAUUUGCUAACCGUACAAAGCUUACUCUAACCGUACAGAGUAUACGCUAACAGUACAACGUAUGCGCUAACCGUGUACUUUAACCAUACAGAGUAUACGCUAACCGUACAUAUCGCCCAGUGAGGACACAAAACAUAGUACACUUGCAUGCCCACACACACACACUCACUCACACGCACACACUCGUAUGCAAACGCAGGUGUGCACUGUCCUGACUCUGCAGUCCUGUAAAUACCUGUACUGACACAGCUUAUGAUGCUCAAACAGCUUUGCUUUGUGUGCUGUGAUGUUACAGAUUUCCAGAGUCAAAGGCCUAAAAUGUAGCUCCUCUGAGGAAGGGGCACAGGCCUGGGAGGGGUGGGGCACAGGCCUGGGGGCAGGGCUGAGCUGACCGAUAGGGGUGGACAGAGAGAAUUGGCUGAGGGACUCUUGACUAUCCGCAGAGCUGCUGUAAUUUUCAGUGAGAAAUUUUCGGUUAAUUGAAUUUGCACAAUAAUGCAUUUCCUGUAGUACUGAGCUUAUAGUUUUGAACUGAACAACCUGCAUGCUUUUGCCAUCAGACAUGUGCGCACACGCAUGCACAUACACACCCUCACAAACAUGCACACUCCUGCAUGCACGUGCACACCCUCUCAAAUAUGCACACACCUGCAUGCACAUGCACACCCUCUCAAAUAUGCACACACCUGCAUACACGUGCACACCACAAACAUGCACACACCUGCAUGCAUGUCCACACCCUCACAAACAUGCACACACCUGCAUUCACAUGCACACCCUCACAAAUAUGCACACACCUGCAUGCACGUGCACACCCUCACAAACAUGCACACACCUGCAUGCACGUGCACACCCUCACAAACAUGCACACACCUGCAUGCACAUGCACACCCUCACAAACAUGCACACACCUGCAUGCACGUGCACACCCUCACAAACAUGCACACACCUGCAUUCACAUGCACACCCUCACAAAUAUGCACACACCUGCAUGCACGUGCACACCCUCACAAACAUGCACACACCUGCAUGCACGUGCACACCCUCACAAACAUGCACACACCUGCAUGCACAUGCACACCCUCACAAACAUGCACACACCUGCAUGCAUGUACACUUUUAGACUCCUUGAGAAGCAGAUCGGUCGUGCAGUUCUCUUGCAGCCCUGUUUUAUUUGUUAGUUACUUCACAAUGACUGUAGAAUCUGCCUUUUGCAGCUGAAACUGGUCACCCCUACCCCUGGUGUAUUGAAAACAGAACACCUUUCUGAAUGUUUUUGAUACCACAGUAAAAGCAAAUGCAUCCAACAGAAAGGACAACAUAAAUAAAAUGUAAGUAGUCUUUUUUUCUUUUAAGAACAAAAAAAAUGUAAAUAAUAAACCGACUGAAAUAAUGACAGUCUUUAUUCUCUGAUUGAUCUUGACGUCUGGACAAGGGGGGUCUUACCACUUACCAUAGUGCAUGUUUUGGAUAGGUACUCCCCGCGAGAGAACAUCUGUGUCACCAUGGUUACAGUCGUAUCCCGUUUGGUCAGGACGUUCUGUUUUUUGCCUUUUUAAGUAAAAUUGCUUUGCAUUGACACCCGCCUUUGUCAUCGCACAUGCCUAUGUGUAGUUUUCGCGCUCUUAUUGUUUUGUCAGUUUGCCAGUGGAUUAGGGGCUGUGGAAGUAUGUGAUGUUCAUCGUGUAGUCGCGCAAAACAUUUUUCACAAAAUAAAAAUUUUCCCCCUGUGGA